Molecule: messenger RNA, 1596 nt
Organism: Panicum hallii
Lineage: Eukaryota; Viridiplantae; Streptophyta; Magnoliopsida; Poales; Poaceae
Product: deoxymugineic acid synthase 1-A-like
Exons: 3
Coding region: 121-1269 (382 amino acids)
Cellular component (GO): cytosol
Molecular function (GO): aldose reductase (NADPH) activity
Source: RefSeq, a predicted model, not a curated record
GCCGCAUCUGUACAUAUUUGGCAACAAGUAUACAGCCGCCAAAAUAGAAUCCGUUAAGGAUACGGGAUUGAAUACACUACGCUACUGCCGAAACAUCAGACUGGAAGACCAACCACAUACAUGGAUAGAUACGACACGCAGUGCGUUGAAAGCAAGACGAGCCACGCAAAUUCGUACAGUGCAGGCGGGGGUGGAGCUCCACCAAUCGCCAUGGCUGCCGGUGAUGCCGGCCGACGAGGGACGACGACCGCGGCCGUCGUGGUGCCAGCGGUGGCGCUGAGCUCCGGGAAGCCGAUGCCGCGGGUGGGCUUCGGCACGGCGACGGCGACGCUUGCUCAGGCCGAGGGCCACGCCGGCGUGACGGAGGCCGUCCUCCGCGCCAUCGACUCCGGGUACCGCCACUUCGACACCGCCGCGGUGUACAACGCGGAGGCCGCGCUCGGCGACGCCGUGGCCCAGGCCGUGCGCGCGGGGACCAUCGCCUCCCGGGACGAGGUCUACGUCACCUCCAAGCUGUGGAUCGCCGACGCGCACCCCGGCCGCGUCCUGCCGGCGCUCGAGAAGACACUACAGAAUCUGCGGAUGGAGUACGUGGACCUGUACCUGAUUCACCACCCGUUGAGCCAGCGGACGCCGGAGGCUGAAGGAGGCUCGGCGGUGGUGGUGAAGAAGAACCUGGUGGCGAUGGACAUGAAGGGGGUGUGGGAGGAGAUGGAGGAGUGCCACCGGCGAGGGCUGGCCAGGGCCAUCGGCGUCAGCAACUUCGCCUGCAAGAAGCUCGAGCACCUGCUCUCCUUCGCGAGGAUCCCUCCGGCUGCUAACCAGGUGGAGGUGCACCCGUACUGCCGCCAGAACAAGCUGAGGGAGUUCUGCAGGGAGAAGGGGAUCCAGCUCUGCGCCUACUCCCCCUUGGGCGGUAACGGCACGCCAUGGGCCAACAAUUCUGUCAUGGACAGCCCUGUCCUCAAACAGAUCGCCCAGGACAGGGGCAAAACCGUCGCCCAGGUGUGCAUUAGGUGGGUGUACGAGCAGGGCGACUGCGUGAUCGCCAAGAGCUUCAACGAGAGUAGAAUGCGAGAGAACCUCGACAUCUUCGGCUGGGAGCUCACCGACGACGACCACCGGAAGAUCAGUGACCUCCCGGAAUCCAGGGGCAACUACAAUUUCCUUGUGCAUGAAUCCGGGCCAUACAAAACAGUGGAGGAGUUGUGGGACGGGGAGAUCACCGCCGGCCACUGCGUCCAAACGGCGCUCGUUUCGUCUGAUUGAUGAACAUAUAUGAUGCAAUAAUGUAUUAAUUUUAUCCGUACAUAUUAAUGUAACCAAUACAUUGUAUAUUGUGGCAGUGUUUUGUGUUUCUCUUAGUUAUGGAGGCAGGAAGUCUCUUUAUCCUUGUGAUGAAAAGAGAAGAGAUCGGAACCAAAUACUUGUAAGUAGAGCGGGGGCUUGGGCCAUUCGAAGCACCAGCAUUUGACGUGGCAAUUAUGCGAGGGCUGUGGAGUGCCUAGGAUUUCUAAACUAGCACGGUGCACGGCAGCAUGGUCAUCUUGAUGAGAUAGUAUGACAAUAAAGGCAAACCCAUCGUUUUGGUCUUGA